UUUUGCAUCUAAUCGAAAUGGCACAUUAUCAUGUUAUUCUUCUUAUAGCUGCUUUCUUUGUCAAAGAGGGCUAUCAAGCACCUUGCGUUUGCACGGCACAAUAUGACCCAGUGUGUGGUACAGAUGGCAAAACUUACUCGAACCCGUCGUGUAUGCGUUGCACACCAAAUGUCCAGAUAGCUUGUCGCGGAAGAUGUCCGUGUAGACCAUGUAUAUGCACAACUCAAUAUGAUCCAGUGUGUGGUACGGACGGAAAAACGUACUCCAACACUUCAUGUAUGCGCUGCACACCAGGUGUAAGAGUUGCUUGUAAAGGUGAAUGUCCCUGCCCCAGGCCUUGUAACUGUGAGGGUAAGGGUAGGUCUCCUGUGUGUGGAGUAGAUGGCAGAAACUAUGAUCAUCCGUGCUGGGCACGUUGCCACAAUAUAGCAGUGCAGUGUAAUGGAUAUUGUCCCUGCAAAGGAUACGGAAAAUAAAAAGUAUCAAAAAUCUAA
Molecule: messenger RNA, 494 nt
Organism: Saccostrea echinata
Lineage: Eukaryota; Metazoa; Mollusca; Bivalvia; Ostreida; Ostreidae
Product: serine protease inhibitor dipetalogastin-like
Exons: 6
Coding region: 18-476 (152 amino acids)
Molecular function (GO): protein binding
Source: RefSeq, a predicted model, not a curated record